Messenger RNA from Gekko japonicus, 908 nucleotides. RefSeq names its product gap junction protein beta 5 (gene GJB5). The transcript is spliced from 2 exons. Lineage: Eukaryota; Metazoa; Chordata; Lepidosauria; Squamata; Gekkonidae. Gene Ontology annotation, biological process: cell communication. The record is from RefSeq and is a predicted model, not a curated record. Gene Ontology annotation, cellular component: connexin complex. The coding region runs from base 169 to 906 and encodes 245 amino acids.
CCGUCCUUCUCCUCACUCCCAGCAGGGCAGGAGGAGCCUGGAAGUUUGAUGGCCUUUAACUGAGGGGGGAAAGAACGUUCAUGCUGCUGAUGGAAAGAGCUGAUGGGGGGGAAAGCAUUUUAGGAGAAGAGGACUCCCUCCAGGGAUCGUUAACGGAAACCAGAGACCAUGAACUGGGGAGUCUUUGAAGGACUCCUAAGUGGUGUUAACAAGUACUCCACAGCCUUUGGACGCAUCUGGCUCUCCGUCGUUUUCAUCUUCCGGCUGCUGGUCUACCUCGUGGCUGCUGAGAAAGUGUGGGGCGAUGAUAGCAAAGACUUUGACUGCAAUACGGAGCAGCCGGGCUGCCCCAAUGUCUGCUUUGACCACUACUUCCCAGUCUCCCAUAUCCGCCUCUGGGCCCUUCAGCUGAUCCUUGUCACCUGCCCUUCCUUGAUGGUUAUCAUGCAUGUCGCCUAUCGAGAAGCAAAAGAGAAAAGGUUCAGGGAGAAAUAUGGAGAUAAUGGCAGGCGGCUCUUUCCUGAUGUGGGCAAGAAGCGUGGGGGCUUGUGGUGGACCUAUCUCUUCAGCCUCAUCUUCAAGGCUGCCGUAGACAUCGUGUUUCUCACUGUCUUCUACAUCAUCUACCCAAACUACACUCUUCCCCUUUUGGUAAAGUGUUUCCUACCACCUUGUCCUAACAUCGUCGAUUGCUACAUAUCCCGGCCAACGGAGAAGAACAUCUUCACCCUGUUCAUGGUUGUGACAGCCUGCAUCUGCAUCCUUCUCAGCCUCAUCGAAGCGUCCUACCUCAUUGGGAAGAGAUGUAAGGAGGUUCUUCAGGUCAGAAGCGAAAGAUACAACCGACACCACAGUGGGACCCUCAUCCAUAAGGACGGUCGCUCUCUUCCCUCCAGUCAGCAGUGAGG